AUGAGAACAAUGGUAUUACUGUUCUUCAUGCUGCUCGCCGUCUACGAGUCGGCUCAGCAGCAAACCCUCGAGGAUAAAGUUCAAAACCUUGUCGAUCUCACCUCAAGACAGUCCAUAGUCAAGUUCAAUAUGGACAAAUGGAAGACUCUUGUUCGAAUGCAACCAAGAAAUUACUCAAUGAUUGUCAUGUUCACUGCACUUUCCCCAGGUGUUCAAUGCCCAAUUUGCAAACCGGCCUACGAUGAAUUCAUGAUUGUCGCCAACUCUCACCGCUACACCAGCUCCGAGGGAGAUCGUCGUAAAGUAUUCUUUGGAAUUGUUGACUAUGAAGAUGCUCCACAAAUCUUCCAACAAAUGAACCUCAACACAGCUCCUAUUCUCUACCAUUUCGGACCAAAGCUUGGUGCCAAGAAGCGUCCAGAGCAAAUGGACUUCCAGAGACAAGGAUUCGAUGCUGAUGCUAUUGGACGAUUUGUUGCAGAUCAGACAGAAGUUCAUGUUCGUGUUAUCCGCCCACCAAACUAUACUGCUCCAGUCGUAAUUGCUCUUUUUGUUGCACUGCUCCUUGGAAUGUUGUACAUGAAGAGAAACAGUUUGGACUUCCUCUUCAAUAGGACUGUGUGGGGAUUUGUCUGCCUCGCUAUCACUUUCAUCUUCAUGUCCGGACAAAUGUGGAAUCAUAUUCGUGGACCACCAUUCAUGAUUACCAACCCGAACACCAAAGAACCAUCAUUCAUUCACGGAUCCACUCAAUUCCAACUCAUCGCUGAAACUUACAUCGUCGGACUUUUGUAUGCUUUGAUCGCUAUUGGAUUCAUUUGUGUCAAUGAAGCAGCCGACCAGUCGAACAGCAAAGAUAGAAAGAAUGCUGGAAAGAAGCUGAACCCACUUUCCUUGUUGAAUAUCCCUACAAACACUUUGGCAAUCGCUGGACUUGUGUGCAUUUGCGUCUUCUUCUCGUUCCUUCUGUCUGUCUUCCGCUCCAAAUAUCGUGGAUACCCAUACUCAUUCCUCUUCGCCUAAACGUUUCUUCCUGCCAGAUUUCUAAAUAUUUAAUAAGUUAUUGUAUUAUCUCCUCUCUCUCUCUCCCCAAAGGUUUACUGUUUUUUAAUUACUUGUACCGAAACUAGAAGGUGUUUUCCCCUUCUCCAAAGAAGCUUUUUGUUGUUGGGUUUGUGUGAUAUUAUGUACUUCCUUUUUCUCUCAAAAUUCCGGAUUGAAUUGUAAUUUAAGUUAAAUAGAAAAGAUAAAUAUUAAUUUAUUCA
Molecule: messenger RNA, 1265 nt
Organism: Caenorhabditis elegans
Lineage: Eukaryota; Metazoa; Nematoda; Chromadorea; Rhabditida; Rhabditidae
Gene: ZK686.3
Product: putative dolichyl-diphosphooligosaccharide--protein glycosyltransferase subunit 3
Exons: 3
Coding region: 28-1023 (331 amino acids)
Cellular component (GO): endoplasmic reticulum membrane
Source: RefSeq, marked reviewed